CCCCUCAGCUUCAUGCAGCUACUUGCAUAUCUAUCUAGUUCUAACCUAUCACGUGGUACAUCACCAUCUAUUGGAAGCUCCAAAGGCAUUUAUAAGAAAAUCUAGGCUGGCAAGCUGACUUUAAAAAGAAGCCGACGGUAUUGAGUUCAUAUCCUCUCCACUCUAUCACAACCAUGGGCACAGAGAAAGUCAACUACACAGGAUUUACCGAUUUCUUAAGCGAAUUCCCGGAUACUCUAGCUGUGAAAAGAUUUCGAGAUUUACAAAUAAGAAAUUUACUAUUUUACCAAGCCGAAUUAGCACAUCUUCGAGUAGAAUUGGAGGAAAUCGAGCAAAGAGACGUCAAACACACGAUCGAUGUAUCUGCACGUGCAAACUUCAGAUGGACACCCGCGAUGGCAAAAGACAUACCGUUUUCCAUGCAGCAACCUACGAUAUCCUCACUUUAUCGUGAAAAGAUGCUUCAGAUUCGCAGUACCUUGGUAAGCUACAACAAUGCCGUGGAACAAUACAAACGACUAAAUGACAUCCCGUGUCCGAGGCGCCGAGAUAUCACAGCUAUCUGCGACUGGCUGAAUAGAAUGAAUAUGGGAGGGGCUUUCCUCGCCGGUGAUAUCGAAGAUGUCUGGAAUGUCCAAACGCCCACGGGCGAAUUUAAACCAGCAAAGGCCGACGAGUUCUACGCAUUUCAGGACAACAGUGGUCUUGCAUUUCGCAUCGGCGCCAUUUUCGCUUCCAUAUCAGAAAUGCUUUGCCGUGGCAGCAAGCCUGACAAGCCUCAUUACGUCAACACCUCCUCGGCUAGCGCCCUGGACCGAUCGAUCUCGACGAUCAUUGCAAGCCUCUUCCCCGUGAUACCAAUCAUAGUCUUCUAUUUCGUCCGCCGACUGGGGAUUCGGAUCGGGCUUAUAUUCGUAUUUACGGCCGCUUUUGCAGCCAUAUUGGUGUUAGGCCUGCAGCUUAAGCCGGAAAAGGCCCUAGCUAUUACAACAGCUAUUGCUGCUAUACAAGUCGUUUACGUUGGUUCUACCGCAAAUGGCGGCGAUUCUUGAUAUAAGAUGACUCAUUUUCAACAAACAAGGCCUUCAUCUAUAAGGGCAUAUUAGUAACUUAGGUAAUCGACCAGCAGAUAUUAGUAAUAUGACCCUUUUCCAAUUAUUUGAUAUUCACUCACAUCUCUUAGCCACGGAUGCUUGGAUAGGCGCAAACCGAGUACCAGGACACCCACGAUUCCAUGGCGAUCGGUGUGUUUUUGAACAUGAUU
Annulohypoxylon maeteangense is the source of this 1264-nucleotide messenger RNA. RefSeq lists its product as uncharacterized. Lineage: Eukaryota; Fungi; Ascomycota; Sordariomycetes; Xylariales; Hypoxylaceae. The transcript is spliced from 3 exons. The record is from RefSeq and is a predicted model, not a curated record. Bases 174 to 1052 code for a protein of 292 amino acids.